UUCUGCUGGUAAUAAAAAUGGCGUCCCCCUUGCAAAUGUCAUGUUGAUGUCGUUGUUGCUGUCUGUGGAAUCAUAGCAUAAUAUCUCGUACAACAGAUACAUUUCCGAGCUUUUAUACCAAGAUUAAACACAAGGAUGGUCCAUCUGUCGUCGUUAUUACUCAAAAAGUACCACGGAGGCCAUGUGGUUAUCCGCCUGGCCCUUGGCGGUGCCACCAACAGACCGUUUUACCGCAUAGUGGCUGCGUACAACAAAAGGGCACGAGAUGGCAAGUACAUCGAGCAGCUAGGGUCAUACGACCCUCUCCCAAACAUCUACAACGAGAAACUUGUCAGCUUCAACUAUGACAGGAUAAAGUACUGGAUGGGGUGUGGAGCUCAUCCUACUAAACCUGUGGCCAAGCUUUUGGGACUGGCUGGAUAUUUCCCACUGCAUCCUAUGACGAUAACGCAGGCGGAACGGCAGAAAGCAGCAGCAGCUUUGAAAGAGGGAACAACAACUGACGAAGAAGAUGAAGAAAAGCAGGCAGAACAGUAACGUUUUCACAAAAUGCCUAAAACGGUAUCAACGUUUAAAAGAAUCCUGCUUUCACUCAUUUGACAUGACAAGAGACUGGCAGCGGUGACUCUUUCUGAUUGCCUAUUUUUUUUAUUAUUAUUAUUAUUCCAGUUAAAACAGUUAUUUACAUUUAGUUCUGAAAAAUCUCAAUAACAUGGAAAAACAUUAUUAAAAAAUUAAACAUUU
Clarias gariepinus (North African catfish) is the source of this 744-nucleotide messenger RNA. RefSeq names its product mitochondrial ribosomal protein S16 (gene mrps16). The record is from RefSeq and is a predicted model, not a curated record. Gene Ontology annotation, biological process: mitochondrial translation. Gene Ontology annotation, cellular component: mitochondrial small ribosomal subunit; ribosome. Lineage: Eukaryota; Metazoa; Chordata; Actinopteri; Siluriformes; Clariidae. The transcript is spliced from 4 exons. Gene Ontology annotation, molecular function: structural constituent of ribosome. The coding region runs from base 136 to 537 and encodes 133 amino acids.